AUAAAACAACAGUAAAUACAGUGUAAAUGUUGUUGUUUAUUUAAAUUAAUAACAACUAUUAACAAAAGUGAGCUACUUGUCAAAAAUUGUUACUGUUAUAUUGUUUUUUUUUUAUUAUUAAAAUAAAAAUGUUUGAAGCACAUAAUUUGUAUGCUGAGCAUAAAGAUCUUAUUCAUGACAUUGCUUAUGACUUUUAUGGUCAACGAAUGGCAACAUGUUCUAGUGACCAAUUUGUCAAGGUAUGGGAUGAAGAUGAGCAUGAAAAUUGGCAUCUAAGUGCAUCAUGGAAAGCUCACAGUGGUUCUGUUUGGAAAGUAACAUGGGCACAUCCAGAAUUUGGACAAGUACUUGCAACAUGUUCCUUUGAUCGUACUGCUGCUGUUUGGGAAGAAAUUGUUGGAGAAGCAUCUGGACCUGGUGAACGUGGUAUACGUCAUUGGGUUAGAAGAACAAAUCUUGUUGAUUCACGUACAUCAGUAACUGAUGUUAAAUUUGGUCCAAAAACACUUGGUCUUGUUUUGGCAACAUGUAGUGCUGAUGGUGUUAUUAGAAUUUAUGAAGCACCAGAUGUUAUGAAUUUAAGUCAAUGGACAUUACAACAUGAUAUUAGUUGUAAACUAGCAUGCAGUUGUAUAACAUGGAAUCCUUCAUUAUCAAGAUUACAUCCACCAAUGAUUGCUGUUGGUAGUGAUGAUUCAACAUCAGCUGGUGGUAAAGUAUUCAUCUAUGAAUACUCUGAAAAUAAUCGCAAAUGGACUAAGACUGAAACAUUAUCAAAUGUCACUGAUCCAGUUCAUGAUAUUGCAUUUUCACCAAAUUUAGGAAGAAGUUUUCAUACACUAGCAAUUGCAACUAAAGAUGUCAAGAUAAUAUCGUUGAAACCAAUUCAGGAUAGCUCACAGACUGGUUCAUCAAGAUUUGAAAUAACAACAGCAGCACAAUUUGAUGAUCAUUAUUGUACAGUAUGGCGUGUUUGUUGGAAUAUAAUGGGUACAAUAUUAGCAAGUUCUGGUGAUGAUGGUUGUGUACGUCUUUGGAAAGAUAAUUAUAUUAAUAAUUGGAAAUGUGUUGCUGUAUUAAAAGGUGAUGGUACAGCUGCACAAAGUGCUGAUUUACCACAAACAGCAACACCAUCUGGUAAUUCAGCAAUAAAUACAACAACCCAACAACCAUUAUCAACCGCCAGGUACUAUAAAUUGGGAUCCAUCAGUCAUCCAAAUCAAGUUCCCUGGCACUAGCUAUAACUACCUGUUUUUUUAAUCUUUAUUACUUUUUUUUUUUAUCAUUUUUCUCGAUACAACAAAAUAUUUAAUCAAUAUAAAUAG
This is a messenger RNA of Aphidius gifuensis, 1325 nucleotides long. RefSeq names its product nucleoporin SEH1 (gene Nup44A). NCBI's taxonomy places the organism in Eukaryota, Metazoa, Arthropoda, Insecta, Hymenoptera, Braconidae. Gene Ontology annotation, molecular function: protein binding; structural molecule activity. The coding region runs from base 129 to 1238 and encodes 369 amino acids. Gene Ontology annotation, biological process: cellular response to amino acid starvation; positive regulation of TORC1 signaling. Gene Ontology annotation, cellular component: nuclear pore outer ring; Seh1-associated complex. The transcript is spliced from 5 exons. The record is from RefSeq and is a predicted model, not a curated record.